This is a messenger RNA of Andrographis paniculata, 1555 nucleotides long. RefSeq names its product F-box/kelch-repeat protein At1g80440-like. The record is from RefSeq and is a predicted model, not a curated record. Gene Ontology annotation, biological process: regulation of phenylpropanoid metabolic process; negative regulation of cytokinin-activated signaling pathway. Lineage: Eukaryota; Viridiplantae; Streptophyta; Magnoliopsida; Lamiales; Acanthaceae. Gene Ontology annotation, molecular function: protein binding. Bases 203 to 1294 code for a protein of 363 amino acids. The transcript has a single exon.
UAUACGCGGGUGUGUAUAUAUAUAUCUGUGGAGAGAAAACCUCAUCAAGAACACACACAGACGCCUACACAAGCGAAUUAGAUUAUACCCACUCUAUAUUCUUCUAGAAUUCUUCUGCCCUAAUUUUCGAUCAAAAUCCCCAAUUCAGAAAUAUCUUCAAUUAAAUUGAAACUAGAGUUAGGUUUGAUUGAAGGCGUACCUUAUGGGGAGAGUUGCCGACGUAGAUCUUAUUCCAGGCCUUCCGUACGACGUCGGGCUCGAAUGCUUGGUGAGAAUUCCUCAUCAGUGUUUCUCCUCCGUAGCCUCCGUCUGCAAAAGCUGGAAGCGUCAGAUUCAAGCUUCUGAGUUCUGGAGGGUUCGGCAAGCUUCCGGGUUGACAAAUAGGGUAAUUGUGAUGGCCCAAACGCGGUUCGACCCGACCCGGGAGGUUGGAGUGAAGAAGCAUGUGUCAGCCCCGCCGGUUUACCGGCUGACGCUGUGCGAACCGGCGACGGGUUACUGGGCGGAGCUACCAGCCCUACCCGGAUACCCUCACGGAUUGCCUCUGUUCUGCCAGGUCGUCGGAGUCGGGUCGGAUCUGGUGGUAAUGGGCGGGUGCGACCCGGGGACUUGGGAGGUGUGGAACGGCGUGUAUCUUUACAAUUUCGUAACCGCUACCUGGCGGAGGGGCGCCGACAUGCCCGGCGGCAAGCGGUUGUUCUUCGCGUGCGCGGCGGACGCCGCGCAUCGGACGGUGUUCGUCGCCGGAGGCCACGACGGCGAGAAAUGCGCGCUGAAGUCGGCGAUGGCGUACGAUGUAGCGGAGGACAAAUGGACGGACUUACCGGACAUGGCGAAGGAACGCGACGAGGCUAAAGGACUAUUCCGCCGCGGCCAAUUCCUCGUCGUCGGCGGUUACCCGACCGACGCGCAAGGAAGGUUCGAGACCACCGCCGAAUCGUUCGAUCCGGCGGAGCGCCGGUGGUCGCCGGUGGAAGACGAUUUCCUCGACAAUCCAACUUGCCCUAGGAAUUGCCUCGAGGACGACGCCGGAAACCUAUUCCUCUGCCGUGGCAACGAAUUGUUAGCCUUGGAAGGAUCGACAUGGCGGAUCGCGGCGGAGCUCCCCGCCGCCGUCAGGAAUACGGCGUUCGCGGCGGCGUGGGAAGGGAAAGUGGCGGUGUUCGGGUCGGAAGGAUUUGGGGCCCAUUACCAGGGAUUCGUAUUGGAUUUGAAGACCGGCAAAUGGGUACAAAUAGGGGCAAAAGAGGAAUUUUCAGGGCAUGUUCUGUCAGGGUGCUGUUUGGAACUGUAAAAAUCUGAUCGUUUUAAUUUCAGGAUCCAAUGUACAUUAUAACCUCCAAUCUAAGUUUUCCCAAACACGGCCUUGCGCCAUAAAUAGAGCUUAUUUUACAUUACCGUUAUUAUAUUUUGUUGUAUAUUAGUACACGAUAUGUAUAUAAGAAGGAGAGGUAAUGAAGAAGAAAAAAAAAACCAAGUGUGUGUAAUGUCGUAUGUAUAUAUUCGGAUACACCUUUGGACGUAGAAGAAUGAGAAGUGUUCUAUUUUAUCCUCA